GCGGCCCGGGACUGAGCGGGGCGGCGGUGCCGCCAUGGCGCCGCCCGUGGGGUACGCGCUGCUGUGCGGGCAGGCCGCGCUCCUGCUCGGGAACCUGCUGCUGCUGCACGGCCGCGGCCUCCCGGCCAACGACACCGAGCCCCGGGAGCUGCCGCCGGGGCCGCCCGCCGCCGCCUGGGCUUACAGCGAUCCGCGGGCGCCGCUCGUCCUAUGCACCUACCUCCCCGAUGAGUUCGUGGAGUGCGAGGAGCCGGUGGACCACGGCGGGAACGCCACGGCACAGCAGGAGCUGGGCCACGGCUGCGUGAAGUUCGGCGGCCAGGCCCACGCCGAGGUGGAUCACACGCGUGUGCAGUGCCGGGCGCUGGACGGCAUCGAGUGCGCCGAGCCGCGGAGCUUCCUGCGGGGCAGCCGGCCCUGCGUCAAGUACACCGGACACUACUUCAUCACCACUCUGCUCUACUCCUUCUUCCUGGGCUGCUUCGGCGUGGAUCGGUUCUGCCUGGGCCACACCGGCACGGCCGUGGGGAAGCUGCUGACGCUGGGGGGCCUCGGCAUCUGGUGGUUUGUGGAUCUGAUUCUGCUGAUCACCGGUGGGCUGAUGCCCAGUGAUGGCAGCAACUGGUGCACCGUGUACUGAGCAGGGGCAGGGCUGGCCCCAGCUGCAGCCCCUGGAUGCCUCUGCUCGCUGCCAGCACCUGCCCAGGCUCUGCCUGGCACAACCUGGACUUACAGAACUGUCACUCAGGGUGCACAGCAGUUACUCUUGGUAAUGACUGUACCAACCUUGGACACAAAGGUGUUAAGUAUAUGUUUUGCUUGUUUAAAAUACUCUGGCUUCCCACUGCAAAUAGUGACAGCUUAAGAAAUCAGAGCUUGCAAACACAGAGGGUCAAACAAACAUUAAUAAAAUCUGGAAGAAGCUGA
Molecule: messenger RNA, 927 nt
Organism: Sturnus vulgaris (Common starling)
Lineage: Eukaryota; Metazoa; Chordata; Aves; Passeriformes; Sturnidae
Gene: TM2D2
Product: TM2 domain containing 2
Source: RefSeq, a predicted model, not a curated record